Molecule: messenger RNA, 648 nt
Organism: Ipomoea nil (Japanese morning glory)
Lineage: Eukaryota; Viridiplantae; Streptophyta; Magnoliopsida; Solanales; Convolvulaceae
Exons: 1
Coding region: 1-648 (215 amino acids)
Biological process (GO): regulation of DNA-templated transcription
Molecular function (GO): DNA binding
Source: RefSeq, a predicted model, not a curated record
AUGGGAGAUAUACCGUGGGAUUCGCAUGAGAAAUAUCAAUAUUUUUUCACUAAGUUGAACAGGAAAUCCAAAUCCGCUUCAAGAUUCGAGCGCACGCGCACAGUGGGGAAGAGACGUGGCACCUGGCACGGUCAAGAUAAAGGCAAAUCAAUAAUUCACAAGGGAACUGGAGUGGCGUUAGGGUAUAAGCGGUGCUUCCUUUACCGGAACAAAGAGGAACCGGAGCAAGAUCGGAAAUGGCUUCUCAAAGAGUUUUAUCUCAAUGAUGCAGCGAUCAUGAAAGCUACGGAGAAGUAUCCUGUUUUGGAACAUACAAAGGAUUUUGUGGUUUGCAGGCUCCAAAGAAAAAAGAGUGCAGAUGAUAAACCUCAAGAAAUCAAGGAUGUUCCUAUUGAGAAGAUAUGGCAAAUCUUGAUGGGGAUUCCGUUAGAUGAUUCCACGGCCACGGAGACAUUACCGCCUCCACCGCCUACGGAGGAGAUUUUGGCACAACCGGCCGGUGUAGUGCAACAAUCUAUGCAAGGGGAGAAUAAUAAUGGCGGCUGUGAUGAUAAUAAUGAUGAUGAUGAUGAUAUGGGUAUUCUGAAUGAGGAUCCCGAACUAGUUGCUAUCCAACAACGUUUGUUGGAGGAACUGUUCAUAGUUUGA